Messenger RNA from Ficedula albicollis (Collared flycatcher), 986 nucleotides. RefSeq names its product NAD(P)(+)--arginine ADP-ribosyltransferase 2-like. Gene Ontology annotation, molecular function: NAD+-protein-arginine ADP-ribosyltransferase activity; NAD+ poly-ADP-ribosyltransferase activity. The transcript has 2 exons. The record is from RefSeq and is a predicted model, not a curated record. The coding region runs from base 234 to 956 and encodes 240 amino acids. NCBI's taxonomy places the organism in Eukaryota, Metazoa, Chordata, Aves, Passeriformes, Muscicapidae.
UUUUCUGUUAGCUAGCAGCCCACUGUAAUGAAUAUUUAUAAUUAGGGUGGAUAAAUACCCUGUGCAAAGCCCCCCGAGCUGCAGGAGCAGGAGAGAUCCGCUGUGAGUCCGAGCUGAUAAAGAAUUCCGGCUCUCUGGCACCUCCAGCUGUGCCAGGGAGUUCACUCCGGCCCAUUUCGUGUCCCCUCUGUGUCCCCCAGUGUCCACACUGGUUCCUGUGGUCUCUCCCCUCCAUGGCUCUCCUGGCUCUCACCCUGGCUCUGCUGCCAAUGACCGUGGCCACCACGGCCAUAACGUUGAAGCCCCUGGACAUGGCCCCAAACUCCUUCGAUGACCAGUACCGGGGCUGUGGCUCUGCCAUGAUGGAGAAGUUGCCAGCCCUGAACUACUCUGAGUUCCAGAAAAAUCCUCUCUUCGCCAAGGGCUGGCCAAAGGCCGUGCACUUGUGGAGACUUAAGGGAUACCCUCAGUACCCUCUGUCGUCCUCAGCCCAGGCCAUCGCCCUCAUGGCCUACACCAUGGAUGACCUGUAUGAGCAAUUCAAUAAUAACGUGAGCGUGGCCGGGCGCUCCCCCCAGGCAUACCGGGACAGCUUCCACUUCAAAACUCUGCAUUUCCUGCUGACCGACGCCCUGGCCACGCUGAGGGAUGCUCAGGGGCAGCAAUGUCACUGUGUGUACCGGGGGGUGGACAAGUACAAGUUCGAGGCAAAUGUUGGCGACACUGUCCGGUUGGGUCGAUUCACGUCAACGUCGGUUUGCAAAGGUGUCGCCCAAAGAUUCGGGAGCACCACGGCGUUCGUGGUGAGGACGUGUUACGGCCCAAAGAUCAAGGCGUUCUCCAAAUAUCCCUCUGAGGAGGAGGUGCUGAUCCCACCCUUCGAGAAGUUCAAGGUCACCAAAGGUGAACAGGGGAACCGGGAACGUGCGGAUCCACCUCAACUCCAUCGGGACUGAGAGCAAUUACAACUGCGAGUGGGUGAAUGG